This is a messenger RNA of Acanthoscelides obtectus, 360 nucleotides long. The record is from the annotation of a GenBank genome assembly. NCBI's taxonomy places the organism in Eukaryota, Metazoa, Arthropoda, Insecta, Coleoptera, Chrysomelidae.
AUGGUGCGUAAAUGCAUUCCCCCCUCGUUAAAAAAAAAAAAAAAAAAAAAAAAAAAAAGUCGUUCCGUUAGUCGAGCGAGGAAGGAAAGUUACGCAAUUUACAUCUACAAAGUACUGAAGCAGGUACAUCCCGAUACGGGUAUAUCCAGCAAAGCGAUGAGCAUCAUGAACAGCUUCGUCAACGAUAUUUUCGAACGUAUCGCUGCGGAAGCUUCCAGAUUGGCACAUUACAACAAACGUGCCACGAUAACUAGCAGAGAAAUUCAGACAGCCGUACGACUAUUGCUACCGGGAGAAUUGGCCAAGCACGCAGUCAGCGAAGGUACCAAAGCCGUCACCAAGUACACCAGUUCAAAAUAA